GGAGGUAGAGAUGAAGCGAAGGCGCGCAGAGGUCCCGCGCCUGGCGUAUCCUGGAUUAAAGACCAGCACAGAUGUGUUCAGCUGGAGACGUUGAAUACUAUCGGUUGACAUGGAUGAUGAAGAUGGCCGGUGCUUGCUAGAUGUAAUUUGUGAUCCACAGGCCUUGAAUGAUUUUUUACAUGGAUCCGAAAAGAUUGACAGUGAUGAUCUCCUGGACAACACAGGAGAUGCAGCCAGUGCCUUCUUUGAAGGUGCUGGGCUGCACGUGCAGGAAUCUUCCGGCAAUCAUCUGAGCACCGAGCAGAACCAGCCCACCGCCAGCGUCGACCUCGACUUUCUGGAAGAUGACAUCCUGGGGUCUCCCUCCGGCGGCGGAGGGAACCUCCAGAACUCGGAUCAGCCCUGCGACAUCCUCCAGCAGAGCCUGCAAGAGGCUAAUAUCACGGAACAGACACUGGAGGCAGAGGCUGAGUUGGACUUGGGAUCCUUCCAGCUCCCGACGCUUCAGCCCGUGGUUCAGACAGCUUCGGACGGCACCCCACAGAUUUUCCCCAGUGGGGCUGACCUGAUUGGGCUGCAGCAGCCCGCCGUGCUGACCCAUCAGGCCCUGGUGCAGCAGUCGGUGGGGGCCGACGUUGUCAACAAGGCCAUCAGUGUCCAGCCAUUCCUCCAACAAGUGGGCUUGGGGAAUGUGACCAUACAGCCCAUUUCCAACAUCCAGGGCUUGCCUAACGGCAGCCCGAGUGGAACGCUGGGCAUCGGACCCAUCCAGGUGGUCGGGCCGCAGGUGAUGGCCAUCAACCAGCCCACUCAGCAGAUCAUCACAAAGCAAGUGCAGCCAUCGCAAGUGGCCACCAUGCCCGUGGGCAGCUACAUCACACAGACGGCACCUGAGCAGCAGCAGGUCACGCUCGCCUCCACCGGCGUGUCCCCGCAGAGCGCUGGCCUCGUCAUCCAGAAGAACCUGCCGGCGGUGGCCACCACGACGCUGAACGGCAACUCCAUGUUCGGAAGCGUCUCUGCCGCCCAGGGCUCCCAGCCGCUUACCGUCACAUCCAACCUCAGCAGCUCCUUGGUGCAAGCGCAGAACGUCAUCAUCCACCGUACGCCCACGCCCAUCCAGCCCAAGCCGGCUGGGGUGCUGCAGCAGAAGCUGUACCAGAUCACCCCCAAGCCUUUUGGCCCCAACAACACCACCUUGACCAUCCAGAACGAGGCGGCCCUCCAGCAGCAGAAAGCCCAGCAGAACCUGACCUUCAUGGCGGGCAAGCCCGGGCAGAACGUGGUGCUCUCCGGCUUCCCUCCAGGGCUGUCUGCCAACAUGUUCAAGCAGCCGCAGCCGCAGCAGCAAGCUCUGAGCAAGCCCAUGAGUGUCCACCUGCUCAACCAAGGAAGCAGUAUCGUCAUCCCAGCCCAGCACGUGCCCCAGGCCAUGUUACAGGGCCAGAACCAGUUCCUUCUUCCGGGGCAGCUGGCCGGCGCCUCCGCCGUCCAGAUUCCCCAGCAGCUCUCGGCUUUGCCGGCGAACAUGGGGGGACAAAUCCUCACCACCUCGCACCCCAGCGGCCAAGCCCACAUCAUCACUAGCCAAGGGCCGGGCGGCCAGUUGAUAACCAAUCAAGCGUUGCCUGCCCAAAUCCUCACCAACCAGAACAUUGCCAGCCAGUUGAACCUGGGGCAGGUGCUGACCUCCCAAAAUGCCCAUGGCACUGCACACAUCCUCUCGGCCCCCAUCCAGCUGCAGCCCGGGCAGGUGGGGCAGCCGACACUGUUCCAGAUGCCCGUCUCGCUCGCGGGCAGUUUGACCACGCAGAGCCAGCCCUCCCUGGGCAGCGGCGCCAUCAACCAGUCGGGGCAGACUGUCAUCCAAGGUGUCACCUUGCCGAACCAAGUGGCGAUGUUAAAUGCCACGGAGAACCUCAACCAAGCUGUGAGCAUCCAGGCCUCUGCCACCACCAGCAGCCAGAGCCCUGGGCUCAUACAGCCUCAGGCCGCCUCGGGCGCCAGCCUGCUGCCAGCCAAUGACCAGUCCUCCAUCCUGACCGUUCAAACCGCUUCCCAGGCCCCGGCUCCCCCUCAGCUUCAGCUGAACGUGCAGCAACAGCCUCCUCCGCCGCCCCCGCCUCCUCAGCAGCCAGCCCAGCUCCCGGUGACUUCGCAGCCCAGUCCCAGCUUGGCUUCCAGUCCAGAGAAGAUCCUCUUGAGCCAGGCAGCUGCUGGGAGCGUCAUCAACCAGGACUCCAUGCAGAUGUUUCUGCAGCAGAAGGACCGGAGCCAGCAGCAGCAGCAGCAGCAAUUUUAUCCAGCCACCCUGAAAAUGCAGCAGGAGAACAGUCUGAAUCAGUCCACAGUACCACCACACCCGCCAGUGCCUCUGCCCAUCUACAGCAUAGCCACCACCGCCCUCAGCGCCACAAGCAGUGUCCCUGCCUCGGUGAUAGUCAGCAGCAGUGCGGGCACGGCCCUGCAGCGGGACCUGGGCCCCAACCAGAACCUGGCCCCGGCCGAAUCCAAAGGAACGACCCUUAUACCUCAGUUCUCAGCUGGCCACCCGCAGCAGGCGCUGCCUUGCCAGUUGCCUGCGGGGCAGCAGAAGCUCCCUGGUGCCUCCCCGUCCCAUUCGCUACCUCAUCCUCCCAUAGGCGAGAGCCCUCAGAUCCAGCCCGCGCACCUGCCCCAAAUGCAGUCCCCGCACCAGUCCCGCCCUCCGUCGCAGCCCCAGCCCCUCUCCCGGCCCCCAUCGCGGCCACACUCGAGGCCCCCCUCCCAGCCCCAGACGCUGUCACGGCCCCCGUCAGAGCCCCUGUCUCGCUCCUGCACCCCGCAGACCCAGAUGCAGAACCUGUACGUGAUCCAGAACCAGAUCACGUCGUCCCCGCACGGGCCCACCCAGCACCCCCUGCGGCCUCCCUCGCAGCCUCAGGUCCAGUUCCAGCCGCCGCCGUCGCAGGCCGAAGGGCAGCCGCCGCUGGCGACGCCUCCCCACAUGCAACUCCAAGUGCAGCUGGCUGCCUCCAUCCAGCCCCAGGCUGAGCCCCAGGUCCAGACCCGGCUGCAUUCCCAGAUCCAGGCACCCGCCGAGGCCCAGCAUACCCAUUCGCCGCACUUCCAGCUUCAGUUCCCUUCCCAGGGCCAGAUCAAGCCCCCGACCCCGACCCAGACCCUUCACCUCACCCCAGAGCAGCAGCGCAGUUUUCAGAUGGUUCCAAACCAAUUCCAAACCCUGACGGCAAUUCCAAAUCCCGCUCCGCAGCAGAAGCAGCUACUGGACAGGUUUCAGCAGGUGCCACAGGGAAUUAUCCUACAAACCAAGCAGCAGACAUCUACCAGCCAGGCCUCGUCGGCGCUCAGCCAGUUCAGCAGCCAGCCCUCCUCUGUCCUGGUGAACACCCAAGGGCAGCCGGUAGCAGUGACAACGACGCCGGCACCGGUCCACAGCCAUGCCCCAGCACCCGCCACCGGCCAGCCGUCCACUGCAGGUAUCACUGCUUCUGUUCCAGCGGAGAGCAAAACAUUUUCUACUGGCUCCACGACUAUUUCCGUGGGGAAAGUAGCGGCGGGACAGGGGAAGCCCGGAGCCACCUUUGCUCUUCAGACCAAGCCCGGGGUGAUCAGCUCCGUCUCCGGACUGAACCUUGGUAAAGGAUCCUUGCAGAUUCAAGUUGUCAGCAAAGGAUUAUCGCAGCUCAUGCCUUCAGUCCCGGUCCAAACCACGCAGCAGUAUGACAGUAAACUUGGAAGCCUGAAAAAACCGCCUACACUACAGCCCAGCAAAGAAGCAUGCUUCUUGGAACAGUUGCAUAAACACCAAGGAGCCGUGUUGCACCCAGACUAUAAAACAUCAUUCCGUUCAUUCGAAGAUGCCUUACAAAGGCUUCUACCCUACCAUGUCUACCAGGGGAUGCUGCCCUCCACCCAGGACUACAAGAAGGUGGACGAAGAGUUUGAAGUGGUGUCCACCCAGCUCUUGAAACGUACACAAGCUAUGCUGAACAAAUACCGGCUGCUGCUCUUAGAAGAGUCCAGGAGAGUCAGCCCUUCCGCGGAGAUGGUGAUGAUCGACCGGAUGUUUAUUCAGGAGGAAAAGACCACGUUGGCGCUGGAUAAGCAGCUGGCGAAGGAGAAACCAGAUGAGUACGUGUCGUCGUCCCGCUCCCAGAGCCUCCCAUCCUCCGCGGCUCUCGCCUCUGCCUCCAGCGCCGCCCCAGCCUCUGAAAGCCUCAAGGUGCCUCCGGCGCAGACGCCCGGCCCCAUCAACCCCACCAAGCUGGUGAUCAAACACAGCGGGGGCUCCCCAUCCGUCACCUGGGCCAAGGCCUCGCCCUCCCUGGACGGGGACGAAGACGCCCUGCCUUCCCGGAGCAAGCCCCCCAUCAAAACCUACGAGGCCCGGAGCCGCAUUGGCCUCAAGCUGAAGAUCAAGCAGGAAGCCGGGCUCAGCAAAGUAGUGCACAACACGGCCCUGGAUCCCGUUCACCAGCCGCCCCCCGUGUGCACCGUCAUCAAGGCGCCCGACCAGCACACCACCCCGGCCGUGGCCACCUCCACCCCUCCUGUGGCCACCGCCCCGGGUCAGAUGAACGGCACUGUGGACCAUGUGGCCCCAGCGCCGGCUGAGAAGAAGCCUGUGGCGACCUACUGCCGGCUCCCGCUUCGCAAGACCUACCGCGAGAACGUGGACGCUUUCGUGGCCGACAAAGCCACUGAUGCCAAGGGGGGUGCCCCCAAGGCCGACGCCGGCACCCUCAAGCAAGAGGACGGUUCCCGCAGUGUCAUCACCUCCCUCAAAACCCACGAGAGUCCUGCGGUGGCCGAGAAGAUCCGGCCAGAGGAGGGCUCCAAGCUGCUGUUCUUCAACCGGAGCGACACCCGGGCCCUGGGGUUACAGGGCAGCCCCGCUCCGCCCAAGCCGGACGACGCCACUAGUGGCCUUAUGAAGGAACUCGCGGAAGUGGAGGACGAGUUUUACCGUGGGAUGAUCAAAACGGAGCCCCCCGACCACAGCUCGGGCGCGGAGCUCACCUGGGACGUGCCCCUGCCCCCCGCCAAGCGCCGCAAGUCCGAGUCCUUCGACGUAGACAACGCCAGCUUCUCCAGCGACAGCCCCCAGGACGACUCCCUCAAUGAGCACCUUCAGAGUGCCAUCGACAGCAUCCUCAACCUGCAGCAACCUCAGACUGGGGGCCAGACCAUCCGGACACCCUCCUCCUCCUAUAACUCCUCUUCUUCCCCCUUCUCGUCGCCCGUCCACCGCACGGACGCUUACCUUGCCCCAAAUCACAACGGCGGCCUUGGAGCGAGGACGUUGAACAGAUAACAGAUGCCCACAGCGGGCACGGGACAAUUAGCAAGGACCGAAGAAGACGCUCUUGCUGGCGGUAAAGGUGGGGCAGGGUUGGGGAGGGAGUGCCCGGUGCCACCUACCGGAGACCCGACUGUUCGGGCCUGGCGCCGAUGUGAGUUGGGGGGUGGGGGGGGAAGGAGGGCGUCCGAACGCCGCUGCAUUGAUACGAUGGGUUUGGGAUGUCACCGAGGACCGAGCGGAGGUGGGAUGAUGUACCGCACGCUCGUGCCGUCAAACCCGCGCGCUGACGGCGAGCGGGCGGGGGGCAACAGGCCCCUGGGUAGCAUCGGCUGUGUAAUGUAGAGUCUGUAACGAAUCCCCCGAUGGGUCUGGUUUUCCCCUCUCCCAUCUUUGUCCUGCCCCAGCGGCCUUCAACCCUCGAAGGGACUGUAGAUGGCUCCCCCGCCUCCAGCCCACCCCAGCGGCCUUCCAGCUUCGAAGGGAUUGUAGACGGAGCCGGCAGGACGCUGGGGUGGGGCCAGAGGUGCCGUUGCAUCACCGAUUCAUUUGUUUAAGUUAUUCCCUGCAUCCCACGCGGGCUUUCGGACCCUCUCAUCAGCCAGCCCAGGCAAGAAGAAACCCCCAGCUCUGGCCCCCCCUGUCCAGCAAGGAAAUACAAACACUAAGCACCAGACUGCAAAGUUUACAGAUGAACCAGGAUGUGUCCCAGGUGGGAGGGGGGCAUGGGAGAGCGGGGGCUGUCGCCAGGCAAGGGGAUUUCCAGGGCUGCGUGUUGCUCUCCAAGGCAGCCGGGGGGGGCAGCCGGGCUGUGGGUUCGGGCAUGUCUGGUCUGCGAGUCCGGCCUGCCACGGUCUGCGCAGAGCCAGGCGAGCGCGAACGUUGACACAGCUGCCGUCUCUGUUGCUUCAUCCUCUCGGAGGGCUUUGCUCUUCCUUGCCCUCUUGGCCAUGCAUCGGGUGCCCCCUUCCUCUCUUGCGAAGCCAUAAAGAAGGCCCUUUUCCUUUUCGUUCUCCGUGCCCUUCGUGGGACUCGGCUCCUGCCUUUCCAGUCCCCCCCCAGCCUGGACCCUGAGUCCCGUCCUGCCCAAGUCAUCCCCAUCACGAAUGCUUUCGCUGGGUCCGCUGUGACCCUGGCUCUCGGCUGUCAGCUCUGUCAGUCACUUGUUUCAUCAGCUCUUUUCCCCCCUGGCUCCUUCCUUGCACUUUCUGCAGGUGCCAGACCCCAGAAGCAGGCUGAAGGAGACGCCCCAUUCGAUCUAGUGCCAAUUUCAGCCACUGGGUCCUUUCCCCUGGGGCAGGGGGUGGUGUUUAUGGAGCCCAAAUCCUGACGCUCGCCUUCUGUUCACACUCCCAGCGGUUUCUCCUCCUCUGUUGAUCCCUUAAAGCUGUCGGCCGGAGUUGAGAGGGGAACUGUUUGGUUUGGAAGCAGCAUUUCUCUCCCUUCUCACCAUCCCCUGUCCUCCCCCCCACGUGCUCACGCUCCAUUGUGGACGUAUCCGGGUUUCUGGUCAGUCUCACAGUGACAGGCGGGCGACCCGUGCUACAGGCGACGCCAGGAUGUGUGUGCAUCAGGCGGCCUUCCAAAAGCAAUACAGCCGCUCCUGCCAGGAGCUCCGAGGAGGCCCCGAAUAGCCCCGAUCAUGCCUUAUCUCCCCCCUUCCCCGGCUAGAUGUUUCCCCCCCACGGAUGAGACCAGCUGCACACCUGUGUUUUGCGUGCAAGCGGUGGCAGCCGGCAUGUACAGAGAGUGUCGCUUGUCCCCUUCGAGCUUUGCUUCCAUUUCCAAGACGGUCGGAGUCCCCAUGCCAUCUGGUAUCGGUGCCGUGCAUCUUGUUACCUUCUGCUCCAUCUUCACCCCCAAGGAUGCAAUAGCAGCUCACGCCGUAUCAGCCCGGCGCCUCCUUGGAGAGGUUUUCCAUUAGCGAUGCUUGAAUCGAGCAGCUCAAGAGAUGAUGCAGGGGGGUUGCAAAGGGCUGGCGAGGAUCCUCGGCCUCUCCAGUUGCCGACUGGAUGGGAGAGAGGGAACCCUUCCAAAUCCACCUGCCGGCUGCAUGGAGAGAGACUGCGCAGAGGUGGAAACCUGGGGAAGGGGACCGUGCCCUGCACGCCCCAGGGGUCUUCGCUGCCUGGGGAGAGGUGGAGAGAAAGCCGAGUGUACGGAGCAGACUCUUCUGUGUUGCAGCUGGGCCAGGGCAACCUUCCCCUGGAUUUGCAAGCAAAGCACCACGGCUGACAGCUUCCCCACCCCAGUCCCGUGCGAACACCGGCAUCUGUCGCCGCUACCUUCUAGUGUUUUCUCUCGCACGGUAUUUCUUCUGCUCUGAUCCUCUGGGAGCGUGAAUGGGGUUUCAUCCUUCCUUAUCCCUUGUCUUUUAAGCCUCUCUUUCUCCAAUGCUGAAAUGCUCCCGAGCGCUCAGAGAGAAACCGGGCCAGAGCAGCUGCUUCGUGCGGCAGGCGCGCUAGAAACCAUGACCAUAAAGCUCACAUAGGUGUGUCCUAUUUCUGCGUGUGCUUGCACACACGCACGCAGCUCCUACCCUACGGUGUUAGGUGGGCCCCGCGCUCAGCAGAGCAGCUCGUAAAACUGCGGCGUGAACCCAUUUCACUCCUAGAGUUUUAGUCUCGUGGUUUUUCAGGGAUCUGCUGAGAUGCGGCUGCCUCUGGGGUGGGCACGGGGGGCCUGGGUAUCCCAGGACUCUCACGGCAGUGUUGUUAUCUCUGGCUCACAACUGUCUUUCCCACCCUGCGUGAUAGCAGCAAUUCAACUGGGAAGCUGCCUGGGUGAGGGGGGGUCCCAGCUGAGAACCGCAGCCCUCCUGCUUGCUUUCCAUCGUGACCCCAACCCCUGCCUUACCCCCGUCUGUAUUGUUACUCGGGAUUUGGC
Messenger RNA from Alligator sinensis (Chinese alligator), 8188 nucleotides. RefSeq names its product BRD4 interacting chromatin remodeling complex associated protein (gene BICRA). Gene Ontology annotation, biological process: positive regulation of DNA-templated transcription. Gene Ontology annotation, cellular component: SWI/SNF complex. The record is from RefSeq and is a predicted model, not a curated record. Bases 110 to 5317 code for a protein of 1735 amino acids. NCBI's taxonomy places the organism in Eukaryota, Metazoa, Chordata, Crocodylia, Alligatoridae. The transcript is spliced from 15 exons.